UCCAGGUGUUGAUCCAGAUUCCUGAGUCUUGUUUUCUCUCAAAAGUAAAUAACAUGCAAAAAGUUAAAGUUCUCAUGUUAGGACCCUGUGAGAGUGGCAAGACUGUUCUGUCUAACUUUUUCGCUGAAGCUACCGAAACAUCUGGUGGAGAUUACCAUCCAACCCAAGGAGUGAGAAUCCUUGAAUUUGAGGCAACAGCAAAUGCUGGGAAUAAAGCUGUUCCUAUGGAAGUUGAACUGUGGGAUUGCAGUGGAGACAAGAAGUUUGAGGCUUGCUGGCCAGCCAUAGCCCGAGACUCGGUGGGAGCGGUGUUUGUAUACAACCCAGACCAAGCCAGUCAUGGCAGACAGUUAGAUAUGUGGUAUAGCUACUUUGUGGAGCAGCAGGGCCUCCGAGACUUCCAGUGUUGUGUGCUGGCCCACCAAAAACCAAACACUCCAGACCACGAGGCAGCAGAGAUCCCACCCAGUCUGAGUAAGGUGCCUGUGAUCCACACGAACAUUGAGGAGGAUGCCGAGGCAGUCCAGAAGGAGUUCAGUAAAUACCUCGGCAAACUCGUGUCGGCCAUGUCAGACCGGCAGGAGCAGGAGGAGCUCAGCAUCAUGAGCAGCCACUGACAUUGACCUUGACCCCUGGCGUGUCUCAUUUAUUUAUGUCCAUUAUUA
Gigantopelta aegis is the source of this 665-nucleotide messenger RNA. RefSeq names its product intraflagellar transport protein 22 homolog. NCBI's taxonomy places the organism in Eukaryota, Metazoa, Mollusca, Gastropoda, Neomphalida, Peltospiridae. Gene Ontology annotation, biological process: intracellular protein transport. The transcript has 6 exons. The record is from RefSeq and is a predicted model, not a curated record. Gene Ontology annotation, cellular component: endomembrane system. Gene Ontology annotation, molecular function: GTPase activity. The coding region runs from base 54 to 617 and encodes 187 amino acids.